Microthlaspi erraticum is the source of this 681-nucleotide messenger RNA. NCBI's taxonomy places the organism in Eukaryota, Viridiplantae, Streptophyta, Magnoliopsida, Brassicales, Brassicaceae. The record is from the annotation of a GenBank genome assembly.
AUGGCGACUGGGAUCGUCGGAGGUGGUGGAUCGUUGUCGGAGGUACACAGUAAUGCGAAAAGGAUUCUACUCAGGGCUCGAGACGGAAUCGAGAGGUUGGAGAGGUUCGAGUCCGCCGCUCCGAUGGAUUCUUCCGAUCUGGUCUCCUCCGUGAAACGUGACAUCACCGAGGUCCAAUCUCUCUGCUCCAGCAUGGACAGUCUCUGGCGCUCGAUCUCUGCUAAAUCCCAGCGCGAUCUCUGGAGAAGAAAGACUGAACAAGUGGGAGAAGAGGCAGAGUAUCUAAACCAAAGCCUGGAAAAAUACAUGUGGAGGAAUCAGAAAAAGAUGUUGGAGGCCAAAGAGAGAGCGGAUUUGUUAGGGAGAAGAAGCGGAGAAGGAGCUCACAUUUUGCAAAUAUUUGACGAUGAAGCUCAAGCAAUGAACUCUGUCAAGAAUUCAAAGAGACUGCUCGAAGAUUCGUUUUCCAGUGGAGUCGCUAUCCUUUCCAAGUAUGCUGAGCAAAGGGAUCGUUUAAAGGGGGCACAACGUAAAGCUUUGGAUGUUUUGAACACCGUAGGGCUAUCGAACUCUGUGCUGAGGCUCAUUGAGAGGCGUAAUCGUGUCGACACAUGGAUCAAAUACGCCGGUAUGAUCGCAACAAUAGUCCUAUUGUAUCUGUUCAUAAAAUGGACUCGUUAG